Charadrius vociferus (killdeer) is the source of this 1470-nucleotide messenger RNA. Its product is annotated as cytochrome P450 2J6-like. NCBI's taxonomy places the organism in Eukaryota, Metazoa, Chordata, Aves, Charadriiformes, Charadriidae. The coding region runs from base 1 to 1470 and encodes 489 amino acids. Gene Ontology annotation, cellular component: intracellular membrane-bounded organelle; cytoplasm. The transcript has 9 exons. Gene Ontology annotation, molecular function: iron ion binding; heme binding; oxidoreductase activity, acting on paired donors, with incorporation or reduction of molecular oxygen, reduced flavin or flavoprotein as one donor, and incorporation of one atom of oxygen. The record is from RefSeq and is a predicted model, not a curated record. Gene Ontology annotation, biological process: xenobiotic metabolic process; arachidonate metabolic process.
AUGCUGACAAUAAGUCAAGCUUUUGUAGUCCUCGUCAUUUUUCUGUUAAUCGUUGAGUUUUUCAAACUGCGAAAGGCAUGCAAGCAAUUCCCUCCUGGACCAACUCCUCUCCCAUUGCUUGGAAACUUGCACCUGAACUUUCAGUUUCAUCGGGAUCUUCUGAUAGAGCUAGCAAAAACUCAUGGUAACAUAUAUACUUUGUGGUUCGGGUGGACGCCAGUGAUCAUACUGAAUGGAUAUCAUGCAGUGAAGGAUGGUAUGACUACGUACCCUGAAGACGUUUCUGGGCGGAUGGUAUCGCCUUUCUUCAGAGCAAUGGCCAAAGGAAAAGGUAUUAUACUGGCAAGUGGUCGCUCCUGGAAGCAGCAGAGACGCUUUGGUAUAAUGACUCUACGCAGUCUGGGAAUGGGGAAAAAAGGCCUGGAGUAUCGAGUGCAAGAGGAGGCUGCUCACCUGGUGGAGUUCUUUGUGAACCAAAAAGGAAGACCUGUGGAUCCUUCUUUCCCUCUUUUCCAUUCUAUUUCAAAUGUGAUUUGUGCUCUGGUUUUUGGAUAUCACUUCUCUAAUGAGGACAAAACCUUCCACGAACUGAUCAGUGCCACGGAGAAUCUAUUCAGAUUUGCAGGCAGCUUUGUUCAUCGGCUGUAUGAAAUUUUACCUUGGCUGAUGUGCCGUCUCCCUGGUCCUCAUCAGAAAGCGUUAUCUUGCUAUGAUUUUCUGAGCUCUUUUGCAAGGAAGGAGAUCAGAAGACAUGUGGAGAGAGGGAUACCAGAUGAACCACAGGAUUUCAUUGACUUUUACCUGGCUGAGAUGGAGAAAUCUAAAGAUGGGGCCAAAGCCAAAUAUGAUGAAGAAAAUUUGGUAUAUGUUAUAAAUGAUCUUUUUCUUGGUGGAUCAGAGACCUCAAGCACAACAUUGCACUGGGGACUGCUCUUCAUGGUAUCGAAUCCAGACAUCCAAGAGAAAGUGCAGAAGGAGCUGGAUGCUGUUUUGGGUCCUUCACAGUUAAUUUGCUAUGAGGAUCGGAAAGAGCUGCCCUACACAAAUGCUGUGGUUCACGAGGUUCAGCGCUUCAGCAAUAUUAUCUCAGUUGGCAUGCCCAGAGUGUGUGUGAGGGACACAAUAUUACUAGGAUUCCCUGUCAAAAAGGGUACCAUUGUUUUGCCAAAUAUAGCAUCUGUUCUGUAUGACCCUGAGCAAUGGGAGACACCUCGGCAGUUCAACCCUGGCCAUUUUCUGGAUAAAGAAGGAAACUUUAUGCCUCGAGAAGCCUUCUUACCGUUCUCAGCAGGGCACCGUGUGUGUUUGGGGGAGCAUCUAGCGAGGACUGAGCUCUUCAUUUUCUUUGCCAACCUGCUGCGUGCCUUCACAUUCCAGCUGCCUGAGGGGGUGACGAAAAUCAACACAGAGCCCAUUUUUGGGGGUACACUGCAGCCCCACCCAUACAGGGUUUGUGCUAUUCCACGCUAG